AUGACAUCUCCCCACAGCAAGAUAAAGAAUGCUACUCGUAGACAGGCGGCUAAUUUCGAAUACAAGCUGGAGGAUAUCAGGGACGACCUUGAGACAGAGAAUUCAACCAAGUGCAGCUUCGACGCUAUUCUCAAGUAUUUUCUCUCCCUUGUUCUUAGGGAUGAUGACCCAAAGAAGAGACGCUUGGACGUCAUUCAGAAAGAGAUCGAGGAGCUUCAAUUGAAACGCUAUGAGAAAAAUUUGGUGGGAAAUGGAAACACUACAAUCAGAGGAGUCAGCACAGCUGCUGAGCCGGUUGAGACUUUGGGGGAAACAGCGAGUACACAACUUGAGCAUAACAAUGAUAAGGAUGACGACACCUGGUUUGGGUCACAGAAGGAGCAAGAACUGAUCCAAGAACGGGAUAACAUACUGGAUGAGCUCCUGAACGAGGCUCUCGAAUCAGUGCUGCCCGUUGCCAACAAUGGGGAUCUCAUUAAAAUGUUGGAGAAUUUCGCGACCGCAUUUGCCAAAGGUAAAGCGGAAUCGUCCCGCUAUGGGGAAUUCGUUCGUCUAUGCAACAACGCUCUCCAACGGCUAGCUUAUGUAAAUUCAAAGCGUCAGUUUCGAGAAAAAGAUCGCCUCAACAUUCGCUUUCAUCGCAAUGAUCCCAGCCAUAUCACGACCCACAACAAGGACAUGCAGGAUAUUCACUGUAAGCCGGAUGUUGUCAUCACGCCUCUCAUUGCUGCUCUACGUGCGGCCUCGCGGGGUCUAGAAGUCGAUGUGAACUUUGACAAACCGCCCCGGAAGAGUUUCGAAUGGGUUGAUAUCCUCUCGUGCCAGGACUUUAAAUUAGUCAAUGAGGGUAUCCCUGCAGAAGGCAACGUUGCAGCACGUACUUUCUUCGAAGCUAGACAUCCUCUGCCCAUUGCUACAGAAGGCUGUAGCUCGGAACGCGCUUCGGACGAUGUAUUCCUGGCGGAGAACACUCUGCCGUCGAAGAAACUAAGGCAAUCGAAUUCAGAGACGCCCACAAGUUCAGCAUCCACAUCUACAAGUUCGGCCAUUGUCAAUAAUUCAAAAACAAAGGCAACCAAGGUUGAAACGAAAAGACAGCAGGUAAUUAACGGGCGUGUGCAGUGUGAAUCUUACGCGCUCGAAAUGAUGUCUUAUAGUGCCGGGGUUCACCAUGCCGUUAAUUUACUCUUCACGGAUGGCCAUGUGUGGAUUUGGUAUCAUGAUCGCCAGGGUGUCGUUCAGUCUGACGGCCUCAGCAUCUUUGCAGACUUUUCUCGCUUCCUCGUCCUCCUUUUUGCUUUCCAGCGUUUCCGCGCAGAAGACUGGGGGAUUAUUCGUUGCCUCAAUCCCCAAUUUAUAGAUAGGGUUGAAAACGAGCCAGUGUCAAGGAACACACCAGAACCAGUGCCAGAACCCGGGAUCAAAUUCAACUUGAAGCGAGAUCUGCGGAACGUUUGGGUUCCAGAUGAUCAGGGCAGCACACUUGCGACGGUUGUAGUUAACAUGGAUAAUUUUUUAUCACACCCACCGCACAGCUUGAACGGCAACACCACAGCAGUUGUUUUGGCCCAGGGUUUUGAUGAAGACGGUGCAUUGGUGUCUGUACCAAUGGUCUGUAAGAUAUAUCACCCCGAGGUUGAACGACGACACGAAGGAGCAACCAUCCAGGUCGUCCGUAAGAUCGCCGCAGACGAGGACAAGACCAUGCUCAAACACCUGCCCUCCGUACUGUUUUAUGGAGAUGUACCGGGAUGUACCACUCAUCGUAUUCGGAGCAUGAUUAAACGACGAUGGAAGGGCCACCGCACUCUCCGGAUAUUGGGUCUCAGAAAGCUAGAGGAGAUCACGACCGUCGACGGUGCAGAUUUUGUCAAGGCUUGGCUUGAAACCGUUAUAUGUCACGCAUUUCUUUGGAAAAACUACGUUGAACAUGGGGAUCCUAGUCUAAGCAAUAUCAUGUACGACCCGGAUGAAAAUUGCGGGGUUCUGAGCGACUUUGAUCUUUCUCUGUUGCAAUGGGAACCUCGUGUCAUUGGGACCCACGGUACCGGGACUGUCCCAUUCAUGGCCCUCGAACUCCUGAGAAAGAAGUACUGGGAAGGGAAAAUCCAAAGAUUUUAUCACCAUGAAUUGGAAUCAUUCAUCUGGAUUCUUACCUAUGUGAUUCUCCUUUAUGACAGAGGGAUUCGCAAAAAGAAUGAGGCAGUUGAUUCUUGGCGAACGUCGGACUAUGACAUGUGUCGUAUGCAAAAGCGGGAUUUCUACUUUGAUUCAAAUCAAAAACUGGCAAACCAGGUUCAGGAAAACUACAAGACAUACUGGCGCAUGGCUCGACAACUCCUUUACAAUCUCGUUCUUUGCCAUGCGGAACAUCAAGGUCAGAUGAUGCGCUCAUCGGCCAACAACGCACCUCGUCUGGCUUCCGACAAUCUCUGGGAAAGGUUUAACUCUGUAUUGCGCUCAACCCUCCCGCCCAACAGUAUUCUUGACCAGGAGGAUCUUUUGGAACGACUCAAGUCUCAGAAGCCAUCCUUUGAACCUCUUGAUGAGACUAUACGACACACACUUCAGGCUAAGUAUUCUGCCAUAGUUCUGUAG
This is a messenger RNA of Psilocybe cubensis, 2598 nucleotides long. RefSeq lists its product as uncharacterized. The transcript is spliced from 7 exons. Bases 1 to 2598 code for a protein of 865 amino acids. The record is from RefSeq and is a predicted model, not a curated record. Lineage: Eukaryota; Fungi; Basidiomycota; Agaricomycetes; Agaricales; Agrocybaceae.